GGUUAAAAUUGUAGAAGAAUCAAAAACAAAUCAGUGUUUUCAUGUGGUUAAUAUAGAAAUAUAAAAAGUUUUUGGUUUGAGUGAGACAUAUAAAGAGAACUAUAAAUUCACACUAUGAAUUAUAUUCACUCAACUGUUGAGUGCUGAUGUGUGUUUUGUGGAUGAUGAGGCUGUUUUGAUCCAUCUGUAGGUUGUCUGGCUGUAUGGUGACAGAGGAAGGCUGUGGUUUUGUGUCUUCAGCUCUGAGUUCAAACCCCUCACACCUGAGAGAGCUGGAUCUGAGCUACAAUCACCCAGGAGAUUCAGGAGUCAAACUGAAGGACAAACUAAAGGAUCCAAACUGCUCACUGCAGAUACUCAAUGUGGAUCAUGGAGGAGAGAGCAGGAUCACAGCAGGACUACGAAAAUAUGCCUGUGAUCUCACACUGGAUCCAAACACAGCAAACACUCGUCUCAUUCUGUCUGAGGAGAACAGGAAAGUGACGCGUGUGAAAGAACAUCAGUUGUAUCCUGAUCAUCCAGAAAGAUUUGAUGAGUAUCCUCAGGUUCUGUGUAGAGAGAGUCUGACUGGACGCUGUUACUGGGAGGCUGAAUGGAGAGGAAGUGCUUAUAUAUCAGUGGCAUAUAAAGGAAUCAGCAGGAAAGGAGGGAGGGAUGACUGUAUGUUUGGAUACAAUCACAAAUCCUGGAGUCUGAUCUGCUCUGAUGCUGGAUUCACUGUCUGGCACGAUAAUAACAGGACGGUUGUACCUGUCGUCCGUUCAUCCUCUCAUAGAGCAGGAGUGUAUGUGGACGUGUCGGCCGGCACUCUGUCCUUCUACAGAGUCUCUCGCACACACACACUCACACACUUACACACAUUCAUCACCACAUUCACUGAACCCCUCUAUGCUGGAUUUAAGGUUUAUUAUGAUCCUUCAGUGUCUCUUUGUCAAAUUAAACAACAGACACACACACACUUGUAAAUCUUCUUUCUAACAUCCACAUGCACACACAGUCAUCAAAUCUCACAUAAUUAGUUUUAUUAAUUUUUAAUUAAUGUAUUUUAUUAUGUGGAGGAUAGAAAUCUAGAUUAGACACAUUAAUCUGUAUGUAAAAAAAUAUAAUGAAGUUUCUUUAAUAUUUUCAUUGUAAGCUGAUCAUCAGAUGUAAUAACUGUACAUUUAUGAUUGAUUUAAUCAUGAAUCGGUUUAUGAAUGAUUAAUGUGAACUGAUGACAGUAUGAAUAAUCAUGAAUGUGAUGAGAACACAGGCUGAAUUCAGUCAGA
Megalobrama amblycephala (Wuchang bream) is the source of this 1268-nucleotide messenger RNA. Its product is annotated as stonustoxin subunit beta-like. Gene Ontology annotation, molecular function: protein binding. The coding region runs from base 204 to 965 and encodes 253 amino acids. The transcript is spliced from 3 exons. The record is from RefSeq and is a predicted model, not a curated record. NCBI's taxonomy places the organism in Eukaryota, Metazoa, Chordata, Actinopteri, Cypriniformes, Xenocyprididae.